AUAAACCAUGUGCUCUCCUGCACGCCUGACAGUGAUAAAGUAGAACUGGUGUGCCUUUUUAAAGACAAAAGAAAGUGAGGCAGACUCUACCACAGGGCUCUAAUUGGACACAAAGAGAGAAGAAGAGGAAAACAUAGUUAGAAUUCAAACUAAAACUACAAAAGGUGUAAUCAGGAAGACAAACGGAGAAUAUCAACAUGGAUGUUAAGACCGAGAACUCCUCAAAUGGCUUCACACCAGAGAUCAACUUGGAGAAGUUACACAAGAUGGCUGCAGAGGUGAUACUGCUGGGGAAAUUCAUCCUCCGACUCCUGGAUGCUGCCCUGGUGUUUGUAACCAACGUACUGGCCAGGUUUUUAGGAAGCAAGCUGGUCAGACGGCAUUUCCACCUGAUGCUGUCUGCUUUGGUUCUGUUUGGUCCCGUGCUGAGUUUCUGGGUGUCAAAGUACAGCAUCUUCGCUAACAGCAACCACUACCUGUACAGGAAGUUCCUCAAGUCCACUUGGGGUUGGACCUGCAUCUUCACAGCUUCCUUCAUGCUUCUCCUCUCCCUCUCAGCCCGUCACCCCCCCUCUCUCCUCCUCCGCCACCUCUCCCGGAUAGGGGUGGCGGGGUUGCUGUGGUGGGGCUGUCGGGGUCUCCUGACCCUGCUUGAGGAUGCCGCAGGAAACUGUUACGAACCUGUGAUCCCUGCCCAGGAUAUCCAAGGCACCGCCUCCUCGCUACAGCCCCUGCUGCUCCUGCACGAAGACCAGACCAAGGCCUCCUGCCUCAGAGACAACAUGGUGUGGAGAGGUUACGAAGUAUCCCAGGACGUCCUCAUCAUCUGCUUGUGUUGCCUGCUGCUUGUGGAGGAAAUGCCUGUCUUUGGUCUUUACCUGGCCCAAGCAAAGCCUCUGCCGCGGUCCCAUGAUGCCCCUUUAAGGUUCAUCUUCCUCCUGUGUGUGGUUCUACUUGCCUUGUGGAUGUUCUUGCUGCUGUGUUUGCUUGCACACUUCCCCAAGUUCCCCUCGCAGCAUCUAGGAGGAGCUCUGGGCUACCUGGGAUGGAGAGGACUCUAUCAGGGAUGGUACAGACUCACACCGAGUUGGGGCUGUCCUGGUUUGCCGGGAGAGGGACUUAUUACCACCACGUACAAGGACACACAGCCUCAGUAGUGUGAAACCCUCAGCAGAUUUUGGGGAUGUGGUUGUGAUCUUGAAAGCUUUAGGCUCAAGUUUUGGAAAGUGAAAAUGGCUUCUCAUUAGGGUUGUGAAGAUAAUCUAUAUACAGUAUAUCAUCUGUAAAAACCCUUUGACAACACCACUACAACUUUAAAUUCUCAUUUGGACAAAAGAAGAGUAGACAGAAGUAUCGGA
Perca fluviatilis (European perch) is the source of this 1358-nucleotide messenger RNA. RefSeq names its product fat storage-inducing transmembrane protein 1. NCBI's taxonomy places the organism in Eukaryota, Metazoa, Chordata, Actinopteri, Perciformes, Percidae. The transcript is spliced from 2 exons. Bases 198 to 1157 code for a protein of 319 amino acids. Gene Ontology annotation, cellular component: endoplasmic reticulum membrane. Gene Ontology annotation, biological process: phospholipid biosynthetic process; lipid droplet organization; lipid storage. The record is from RefSeq and is a predicted model, not a curated record.